Seminavis robusta is the source of this 2618-nucleotide messenger RNA. Lineage: Eukaryota; Bacillariophyta; Bacillariophyceae; Naviculales; Naviculaceae. The record is from the annotation of a GenBank genome assembly.
GUGAAGGGCUCAACUGGUGGAAUAUAUCGACCUCAGUCCCGUCAAUGGUGGUACAUUUAGCUCCCUCACAUCAAAAUCUGCAUCCAGUGUCAAAAUUGUCCAACCUAGGUCCCCUACCUCCUGCUGCUCCAACUCCUGCUGCACCCACCUCCACUGGUGUCGAUGGGGAUCCUCAUGUAAAGUCUUGGACCGGCAAACACUUCAUGUACAUGGGUGAAUGGUUCCACCCGUCGCGUACCUUUAGAACCAUAAAAAGAGAGGCAUGUUUUCCAAAACAUCAUGCCAACAAGCACGAUUAGCGCUGGGGGAGCUAAAACCGUGCCAUUUUGCCUUUGUCACGCGCUUCCUCGAUACUCGGCGUGUUUCGUGUCGAUGCUGUUCUCUUCUGAAGUUGCUUCACGAGGCGACAGUGGAGUUUCUUAAAGAUUAGUUCGCCUCUGUACACCCCCAAAAAACUCGUGAUUGUAUGCUAUUUAAGCCCCGGGAAUAAAAGUGGCUUCGAUAUCGACCGAUAUCUUGAGGGCUCAUGCCUUCGGCAGCCUGAAUCUUAAAGAUUAGUUCGCCUCUGUACACCCGCAAAAAAUUCGUGAUUGUAUGCAAGAGUAUUUAAGCCCCGGGAAUAAAAGUGGCUUCGAUAUCGAUAUCUUCACCUCUCCAAUGCUCUCCAUCACAGGUUGUUGAGCGCGGUGCGAUCUCGUCCGACUCCCGACUAUGAUCUGGUUGCUUUGGCAAUCAGAACUCUUACAUUUGACAAAGCGGACCUUGUUAGAGUCUCGCCUUUGAAGCUGCCAAUACCAGAGGAUUGAGAACCAAAAAGACUUUCUCGAGUACAAUGGCUAAGAAAACUUAAUACAAGCGCGAGGCUACUUAGAAUGGUGGGCUUUUCUCCUUUCAAUCUCGAUUUGAGUGGAUCGCGCAAAAAUAAAGAACCGAAGCAGGUCUCUCGCAAGGCAACUGCGAUCCCUACAUCACCUUUUUGAGGGGAGAUCCUUGGCCAGAGUUUUGAGGUUGUUGCUCUCACAUUUCAGGUCCUUGGCUUUGCAAACAUGAAGUUUGGAAAACUGUCCCUCUCCGUCCUCGUGGCUGGUCUCUUUUUGACUGGGGCCACAGCCCAGACUUGCCCUGCUAACCCAUUUCCUCCUGUCACUACCGGACCUUAUGGUCCAGCUAACAACCAUUGUGUGCAGGGCGGAAAUGGAACUCCCUUUGGAUUUGAAUUUGCCUACAAGAUUACAGGCUGCCCAGACUCUGGUGGCCCUUUGACCCCUGUUGUCUACACUCUUGAUACCGGUAACUUGAAUGGUAACCCAGGAACUUGUCCCAUUGCUAGUUCCAUUCAGGUCACUGUCAGAUGUAAUGGUGCAUCCAAGGAUGCCACCAUUUCCUGGACUGGUGCAGGUACUUCGAAUCUUGCCAUCAAGGUGAAGGGCUCAACUGGUGGGUAUAUUGACCUCAGUCCCACCAAUGGUGGCACCUUUAGCUCUCAGAAUGGUCACGGCAUCAGUCACAUUGAAAUCUGCAUCCAGUGUCCAAACUGUCCACAACCCACACCCACUCCCCCUACCGGCGGGCCCCCUACUGCCAGGCCUCCCACCAAUGGUAUGGGUGGAGAUCCUCAUGUGAAGUCAUGGAAUGGUGAACAUUUUGAUUACAUGGGUGAAUGUGACCUCAAGCUGAUGCAUGCUCCCAAGUUUGAUGGUGAACAGGACCUCACUGUCCAUGCCCGCACCACCAUCCAGCAUGAUUAUAGUUACAUGGAGACAGCUGCUGUAAGGAUUGGAACUGACACUCUGGAGGUGAGCAGCUGGGGAGAGUAUGCCCUCAAUGGAGUGGAAGGUGCCCUGUUCGAACAGCCUGUUCUGAGGAAGGGCAAUGCCCUGAACACCCUGGGAGGGUAUCCGGUCUUCCACACUCAGAUGAGCAAGAUUCAUCAUUUGUUUGAUGUCGUCCUUGGACCCAAAGAGAAUGUGACUCUCAGCAAUAUCAAGAACAUUGUCAGUGUCAAAGUCAACCACAACACCAAUGACCAUUUUGUUGAUGUUGAAGGAUUGUUGGGUCACAUUAAUGGAAAGCUGCUGGCGCGUGAUGGAGUCACUGACUUGCAUGAUGACAUCAAUGCGUUCGGACAAGAGUGGCAGGUCAGAGAUGAUGAGCCAAUGCUUUUCCGAUCUGUAAGGGAACCUCAGUACCCCAACAGGUGCCGUCUCCCAGAUAUCCAGGAAAAGGAAUCUCGUCGUCUCAGUGAAGGUAUCACGGAAGAAGUUGCCACGGCUGCCUGUGCUCAUUUGAGGGCUGAUGCCCAAGCCUUUGCUGACUGUGUCUAUGAUGUGACUGCCACCAAUGACCUUGACAUGGCCGAUGUCGGAGCCUACUAAGUGGCUGGCUUGGAUGACAAAAUUGUAGCAGGACUAGCAAACCCCAUGCCUUCUCAAAAAGAUAUACAUGAAAACUCAGAGCAAAAGAUGCAAUCGGUACCUUGAUGAAGCAUCACAUGGAACAUUCUGAGGAGAGUGUUGUGUGCUUGUUGCUUUUGUAGUUGAAACAGAAACGUAACUAUUAGUUGUAUGACAUUGGACGAACAGUCACAUGUUGUUUUGUGGUACCGGUUCCUGGUAGCG